GAAGAAAAAAAUUAUUGUAUUACAAACUUUGAACAUCAUAAUGUAAACAUAAUUUUAUUUGCAAAGUAUAAUCGCCUAAAGGAAGCAUGGAUGUUAAUUGUAAUAUUCAGAAAAUUUAAAAAAAUUCUUCUGUGAGUUAAAAUUGAUUUUAUUGUUUUUUCGUUAAUACAAUAAACAUAAGUGUUUUGAAAAAAAGAAUAGUGCAAAUUAAAAAGUUGUAAUUCCUUAAAAACGUGAAUGUGAUAUGGGUGAUCAGGAAAGUGGAAAUCAAACUCUUAAUGAAACAAUGAAUCAUAAUGGAUAUACAAAUGAAGCUUUUCAUAAUGAUGAAGUACUUUCAAAAAGAGAAAAUAAUGAGAAAUCGAGAAUCAAAUCAAGUGGAAAAGUUGCACCCUCAUCAAAUACUUCGUCGAAUGAUGAAAUUGAAAAGGAACAAUGGGGUGGUGGUCUCGAAUUUCUAAUGGCAUGUAUAGCAACUUCUGUUGGACUUGGAAAUAUAUGGCGAUUUCCAUUCACUGCUUUGGAAAAUGGAGGGGGUGCUUUUUUAAUUCCUUACGUUAUAAUUCUUAUUUUUGUCGGAAAACCAUUUUAUUAUUUGGAAGCUAUUUUAGGACAAUUUACUAGUCGAUCGUGUGGCAAAACAUGGUCAAUGACACCUGCAAUGAGAGGUUUAGGAUAUGGACAAGUAUUAACUGCAUUUUGUGUCGUGACAUAUUAUUGCAGUUUAAUGGCGCUGACAAUUUAUUAUUUAGUGUCAAGUUUUCAGUCUGUUCUUCCCUGGUCCUAUUGUCGUGAAGGUUGGAAUAAUUGUCUAGACGCUUCUUUUAAUAUUUCCAAUGGAACGAUUUCGCAAAAUACGACUCCUAGCAGCUCUGCAGAAUUAUUUUUUCGAAAGAUAGUUUUGAAUGAAUUGGACUCAAUUGAGGAUGGUAUUGGUCUACCAUCGUGGUCAUUGAGCCUUUGUCUUUUAUUUAGUUGGCUCUGCUUGUUCGCCAUCAUGUGUCGUGGGGUUAAAAGUUCGGGAAAAGCUGUUUAUUUUCUAGCAAUAUUCCCCUAUAUUGUGAUGAUUAUACUUCUGAUAAGAGCCGUCACCUUGGAGGGAGCUGUGAAUGGAAUUUUGUUUUUCUUUGAGCCCAAAUGGGAAGCUCUUCUUAAACCAAAUGUUUGGUAUGCUGCAAUUACACAAUGUUUCUUCUCGCUCUCCGUGUGCUUUGGACCUAUUAUCACCUACUCUUCGCACAGCAGAUUCAAUCAUCAAUUGAGCAGGGACGUGGUUAUUGUAACGACUCUCGAUACAUUUACGAGUUUAAUGGCCGGUUGCACGAUUUUUGGUAUUCUUGGAAAUUUGGCUCAUGAAAUGGGCACAGAUGAUAUCUCGAAAGUUGUACUCGGAGGAACUGGACUGGCAUUUAUUUCGUAUCCAGAUGCUCUUUCACGUUUUGCAGUGGUACCGCAAUUCUUUUCUGCUCUCUUUUUCUUUAUGAUGUUUGUCCUGGGAGCUGGUAGUGCAAUGGCACUUUACAAUGUUGUUGUUGCUGUUUUAUGUGAUCAUUUUCCACAUGUUAAACGAUGGAAAACUGCCCUCAUUAUGGCUAUUAUUGGAUUUCUUUUUGGCCUGAUCUACAUUACACCUGGUGGUCAAUGGUUUGUGACACUAAUCGAUUACUACGGUGGAAAUUGUGUUGCUAUAAUUGUUGGUGUUGCGGAAGUGAUUACAAUUUUUUGGAUUUAUGGACUCGUUAAUUUUUUAAAUGACACUGAAUUCAUGUUGGGUAUUAGGCCUGGAUUUUAUUGGAAGAUUUGUUGGUUUGUUAUCACUCCUGUGUUGAUGAUUAUUAUUUUGUUUUAUACUUUUGUUACGUAUGUGCCUCCGACUUAUAAUGGAAUAAACUUUCCUGAUUAUGCUUACGGUAUUGGUUGGUUUAUAUUCGCCAUUGGGAUUAUUCAGAUGAUAGGAUUUAUUGUCAGAGAAGUCAUGAGACAGAAAAAAUUGUCACUUUUGGAAUCUAUAAAAGCAGCCUUCAGGCCCUCGGAGAAAAAUUGGGGACCAUAUAAUCGUGAAACUCGAGCUAAAUGGAAGGAAUUUAUUUUAGAAAAGAAGAAAAUUCAACCGAACAGUAAUUUUAAGGAAUUAUUUCACAGAUAGUGUUUUUUAAGAAAAGUGAAAAACGCAGAAAAAUAUUUUUUGAUAAUUCUUUAUAAGUAGAUGUACAAUUAUUUUAUACAUUAUUAUUAUUAUAAUUAAUAUUAUUUACUACAAA
This is a messenger RNA of Leptopilina heterotoma, 2261 nucleotides long. Its product is annotated as sodium-dependent nutrient amino acid transporter 1-like. Gene Ontology annotation, molecular function: L-amino acid transmembrane transporter activity. The record is from RefSeq and is a predicted model, not a curated record. Gene Ontology annotation, biological process: sodium ion transmembrane transport. Bases 245 to 2146 code for a protein of 633 amino acids. The transcript has 9 exons. NCBI's taxonomy places the organism in Eukaryota, Metazoa, Arthropoda, Insecta, Hymenoptera, Figitidae. Gene Ontology annotation, cellular component: membrane.